CCCGUGUAUUAUCCCUAUUUCCUGUGCUUGCAUGCUGGCUGUAUUCUUUUCCUUUUGCGAGUAAUAACACAUUGCAUUGUCUGUCUUUGGGAUCAGAUCAUUGCAGAGAAUCUCUCUGCAGAAGAAAUUCACGGCCUCAAAGCAAUGUUCCACAAUAUUGACACUGAUAAUAGCGGCACUAUCACUUAUGAAGAACUGAAGAGCGGAUUGGCUAAACUUGGCUCAAAGCUCACAGAGGCUGAAGUCAAGCAAUUGAUGGAAGCUGCCGAUGUAGAUGGAAAUGGCUCAAUUGACUACACUGAAUUCAUCACCGCCACCAUGCAUAAGCACAGGCUAGAAAGAGACGAAAAUCUAUUUACUGCAUUUCAGUAUUUUGAUAAAGAUGGCAGUGGGUACGUACUAUGU
Molecule: messenger RNA, 405 nt
Organism: Nicotiana attenuata
Lineage: Eukaryota; Viridiplantae; Streptophyta; Magnoliopsida; Solanales; Solanaceae
Product: calcium-dependent protein kinase 33-like
Exons: 2
Molecular function (GO): enzyme regulator activity; calcium ion binding
Source: RefSeq, a predicted model, not a curated record